Messenger RNA from Pimephales promelas (fathead minnow), 1011 nucleotides. RefSeq names its product mitochondrial ribosomal protein L14 (gene mrpl14). The record is from RefSeq and is a predicted model, not a curated record. Gene Ontology annotation, cellular component: mitochondrion; ribosome. Gene Ontology annotation, biological process: translation. Gene Ontology annotation, molecular function: structural constituent of ribosome. NCBI's taxonomy places the organism in Eukaryota, Metazoa, Chordata, Actinopteri, Cypriniformes, Leuciscidae.
UCGCUGAUAUUUGAACAUUUGAAGAAAAAGAUCGCACGUCGCUUUCCUAUGACGCAAAACCGAUGUGUGUAUGAGUGUGACAUUGGUGUGAAUGUUCUGAGCAGGUUAGGAUGGCCCUGUCGUUGUCCGGGGUGAUUUUGCCCAAAUUGGUGCAGCAGAGGACUUUCAGUGUCUCAGCAACUGUGGCCGCUAUUCAGAAGUUAACACGCGUGAGGGUGGUCGACAACAGCGCUCUUGGAAAUGCCCAUCACCACCGUCCACCAAAAGUCAUUCACGUUUACACCAAGAAUGGAGUUGGUAAAGUGGGAGACAGAGUCUUACUGGCCAUUAAAGGACAGAAGAAAAAAGCUCUCAUAGUGGGUCAUAAGAUGCCUGGAGCACGAAUGACCCCACGCUUCGAUUCUAAUAAUGUUGUUUUGAUUGAAGAGAAUGGAAACCCCACAGGAACAAGAAUAAAAACUCCUUUACCAACACAACUGCGCAAAAUGGAAGGGGAAUAUUCAAAAUUGUUAGCCAUUGCUCAGCGAUUUGUUUAGCGUUUCUGUAAUCUGGGAGGGCAACUACUUAUCUUUGUAAAUAAAUAUAAAAAUUUGCUUUCAUGGUUACUUGUGGAAAUAUUUGUAAUAAAAUAUGUGGAUAUAACUUCUGUUGUUAUAAUUUUGUAGAGAUUGUUACAUUAUCCAUUGAUUUAAAGUGCAUCAUUUCUGUUUAUAGUAUUCCCAAAUAUGUAUGAUUUAAAUAUUACUCAAAUCACCAUUAAAUGCUCCAAUAUUUCAUGUUUGUAAGAAUGUUUCAGGCUUUUUUCAGAACACAUGAAAUGAAACAAGUUCAAUUUUAACAACAGAGUUUAUUCUAAAACUCCGAUCAUAGGAAGUCAGUGACAAUGUCUACACAAGUGUUGCAUUCUGCAUCUAAAGCUGUUUUAAUAGGAUGCAUUAGUUCACCUUUUAGGAGAACAUGAAGUACACUAUGGCACUGUCAGUACACAAUCUUUUAGAAAUAAAGGCAGGU